This is a messenger RNA of Cuscuta campestris, 998 nucleotides long. NCBI's taxonomy places the organism in Eukaryota, Viridiplantae, Streptophyta, Magnoliopsida, Solanales, Convolvulaceae. The record is from the annotation of a GenBank genome assembly.
AAAGAAUUGACGACUUUAAUGUUUCCAAAUCAAUUUUCUGGGAUAAUAUUCAGUAGUGAUAGCUUCUUGGCUUCUUAGUCGCAGAAACCGUGGAUAGGGGAGAAACCAAUGGUGGGAGCUUGUGUUGCUUUGUCUGCGUCUUGCUGGAGCCUGAAUGGGAGGUUUCAGAAUCUCACUGUUACUGCAACUCAUUCAAACGCUUCUUUCCCCAGUUUCUCAGCGCAGACUUCUCUCAAACUCUUCUCGAAUGGAGCCGCUAAGUUGAUGAUGCCCUUGCAAAGACAGAUUGGUCGGUCCAUUGUGUGCGAAGCCGAAUCCAAGCAGAAGGCUGAUUCGGCUGCUAAAAGGGCGCGGCAAUCUGAGAAGAGGCGCAUGUAUAAUAGAGCUCGCAAAUCAGAGAUCAGAACUCGAAUGAAGAAGGUGCUGGAAGAGUUGGAUAUAAUAAAGAAGAAGAAAGAUGUGCAGCCAGAUGAGAUUUUGUGUGUGGAGAAAUGGAUUGCAGAUGCAUAUUCGGUUAUUGACAAAGCAGUCAAGGUUGGAACCCUCCACAAAAAUACAGGUGCACGGAGGAAGUCUCGCCUAGCAAGGCGAAAGAAAGCAGUUGAGAUUCAUCAUGGUUUGUAUGUUCCUACUAUAACAGAUUCAAUUGCAGCCUGACUGUGGAGAGACAGAUGAGCCUUGUUGAACCUUGUAAUUGACCAACCGUGUUUCUUUCCUUGAAAUUUGAUAUUCUUAUCUCAGUGUUUUGUAUGAUUGUAAAAACAUGGAAUUGAAAGCUGUUAUGUGUGCUCGUUAGUCGGGUGAAAGCUGUUAUCUGGAACAAGCAAAGUAUGAUUUUGCACCUAUACACCACCUGUUGUAGCAACACGAAUGGAGUAUUUUGCUAAGUAGGUGUUUUUCCGUGCUUAUAAGUUGGCCAAAACUGCUUAUUAACAGUUUUUAACUUAUAAGUCAGCUGAUGACAUAUUUCUGUGUGCUUAUAAACUGACUUAUAAGUU